AGGUUGGCCUCACAACAAACUCCUGGAGAAAACCUUGUACCUACAGGUCAUCGACUACGACAGAUUCAGUCGGGACGACCCAAUAGGUGAGACCUACAUUCCACUAAAUGAGGUCGACCUCUCGCAGUCUCCUGUGCUUUGGAAAUAUCUGCAGCCGUGCAAAGAUUCGAGGGUGAGGAAGAUUUUCAACUGUUUGUCAUAUUGAUGUAGUGCCUGUGUCUGGCUGUCUGUCAUAUUGAUGUAGUGCCUGUGUCUUGUUGUCUGUUUAGAAUGUCUUUUCUGUAGUUACACUUUGGUUAUGUUCAUUAGUAAUGUGUCUUUAAAUCAGUGAUUUUUCUUUACAUCAGUGAUGUGUCUUUAUAGCAGUCAUAUGUCUUUAUAUCAGUCAUGUGUCUUUGUAUCACUCAUGUGAUCUUUGUAUCAGUCAUUUGUCUUUACGAAUUAGUUUAGAACCUCUUCCACAAUAUGGACUCUAUAAAUAAACUCGGACGGUCGGGGAGAAAAAAAAAGGGGGGGGAGGCUAUAUUCUGUCAUGUAUAAACUAAAAGAUUGCACCACUGUGAAAGUAUUGACCUGUGUGCUGUGAAUGGCAACUCAUCUAAGAGAUGACAAACUCUGAAAUCAAACCCGGAGAUGGAGUCCCGCAGUCAGUAUGACAUUGAUACUUUGAAAAUUCCCACAAAUCCUGCGACGUGGAAUGCACAAAGAGCACAGCAAAGCGCAAGAAACACUGCAGGACACCCAGUGCAUCCUGGUCUGGUUCCAGUCGUCUUGAUUAAGCCUUGCCAUUGGAUUUAAUAGGACAGGGCUGUCUCCCUUACUUUAAACAUAAAACAGCUCAAGGCAAGACUACAUCAACGCAUGCGAAGGUUGAAGAAUAUAAUUUUUAAAAAUAUAACAUUACCUUUUACACGUGUAUAAACAAAAUGUAAUCAACUGGACAUAUCUACGGCUGGCGAUUGUAUUACCUUGUGCGACUAAUACGCACUACAAUCCCGCACUACAAUCCCGCACUACCUUAUAGCAGGUACCGUCUGGAGGCCACUUUAGUUCUUUUACUAUGUUUAGUACUUAAGAUCAGUGCUUUGUCAAAGUUGCAUACUGCUACUAUUUUACAGACCACGAAUACAAUUGUAAUUAUAAAAUGAAUUAACGACACACAUACACAUAUAAAGCAAUGACUACUUAUACUGUCUAUUACUUAAUUAAAUACAUUUUUUCGAUGGACUAAGUUGCGAUUGGCGGUCUGUCCUCUAUAGGCAGGUAAAGUCCACAACACACACACCCACACAGCAGCCUUGUUGGUUUAGCCCCUCUCUCUCUCUCUCUCUCUCUCUCUCUCCGGUCACUGCGCACUGCGACGUCUCGGUGGCGUAACAGGUCUCCGGUUUCCACACGCAUUAGACUCUAAUACUUCAAUUGUGGACACACACACACAGCCCUCUUGCUGGUCACUGCGCCGUCUCUGCUACGCUAGUACGCCUCACCUACACUUGGUUCUUUUUGAUUAGUCUGAUCCUAACUGACCGACUCUACUAAUAAAGAUCAAUACUCAAAAAGGGUCAAGAUUCAAUCUCUUAGGACCCUGGACAUGAUUUUUACGGCGCGCCUCAUCUGCUGGGCGCUUCCGUAUAGGAGAUCAUUAAGGCAAGCUUCCGGAUUCCCACCGUCGGCCCCCGUCCCACUAUUCGGACACGUGACAACCAAGUGGGCUACUGUCUCCUCUUCAAGUCCGCAUAGUCGGCACAAAAGUUCCCUUCUGUUAUCGAGUCGGUGGAGAUAACUGCGCGUAGCACAGUGCCCAGUUCUCAUCUGUGUGAUAAGGCUUUGUUCUCCACGACUAAGCUUCCACCAUGGGUCGCUUUUGCUCGGCCGCUGAAAAUCUUGGUAAAACUGUCGUCCAGUAGUGGCCGUGUCCCACUUUCCAAGCCAUUUUCUCCUGAAAUGGUCUUUCAACCAGGCAGUGACUCCGAGCUGGGUCAUGGGUUUGUCUGGUUGAGGUAGGGUUGCGCCUUCUUGGGCUAAGAAAUCGGCCCGGUCAGGAAGCGACGCCUCUAAGCGCGAAGUGAUAAGCUGGAAGACUACCUUGGGGCCAUGUGCAUGGAUGGAGCCUACUGUCUCCAGAAUGGCAGUGAUCUUUGUCGAGCCCACCGAUCUCUCCCCCAUGAGUUCGAGAGCAGAACGAGAGUCGGUGAAGACCACAACGUCCGGGAAGGACUUUCGUUUAGCUAGCCGUUGGUUCAACCUCUUGAGAGCUACCAGUAUCGCUUCAAUUUCCGCAUCGAGGCUCGUUGCAUUCCUACCGCAUGGGCCUGAUAGCUCCUCGGGUGGGGCUAUCUCUGCGGGAUACUGGAUGAGGACACCGUAGCCGCUACGCUUUUCCUCCGUGAAACAUGAGCCGUCUGUAAAGACUUUAACCAAGCUAUUCGGGUAGGCUUCAAUCGUGCGUCGUGCAGCCUCUCAUGGGUCUAAUUGAGGACUGCUUUCGCUGGCUUUGGUGUCAACCAUUUCCAGUAUGAUGUCUGGUAGGGGAAGGCUUUUGUGUGGCCCCCGCGCGGGGAUCACUUUCACUUUUUCCCUGUUUCUGGGCAGAAUAACGUCUUUUUCAAGACUGUGCACCAUGUCCAUGAAGGAUGGUCGCUUCAAUCUGGACUUUUUCUCCCAUUCGUCUUGCAGUUUGAAACAGGGAUCUUUUCUAUCCAUGCGGCGGUAACGCUCUACCGUCGUAAGGACUGCCUUCUCCCGCCUGACCUCGAGCGGUUCGACAUUGGAAAUGAUCUCCACCGCCGCCGUGGGUGUGGUCCGUAUUGCCCCGCAUACAAACCUUAGAGCACGGUUUUGGAUGCGGUCCAGUUCCUCUAGAGCCGUAUGGCUUGCGAAGGCUAGGACGGGCAAACUGUAGUCCAUUGUUCCUCUCACACUGCUGAGGUAGAGCGACCUCAACAGACUUGCAUCUGCACCCCAUCUAGUACAAGCCAGCUUUUUCACCAAGCCCAGUUUUUGUGAAGCCUUGGCGCACAGUUCGUGUACAUGGUGAUAAAGUCGGAGUUUUUGGUCCAACUUAAUCCCAAGGUAAACUGGAGUCCUGUCCCAUACCAAAUCUGUCCCAUUUAUGGAGAGUUUAACAUCGGCCUUAAGCACAUUUCUUCCAUUGGUGAACCUAGAGUAAACCGUCUUCUCAGUGUUCACAACCAUUUUCCACCGUCUCGCAUAUUCCUCGAUGCUAUGGAGAUCAUUUUGCAGCCGGUUCUGCGAAUGGUUGAUGUUUGGCCCAGAAGUCCAGAUUACUAGAUCAUCGGCGAACAUGGCAUUAUCGGACACUAAGCCCUCUUGCAAGUCAUAGACAUAAGCCAAGAACAAGGUGCAGCUGAGGGCAGACCCCUGGGGGAGUCCGUCCUCCAGAGCAAGCCGCUUCGAUAGACUAUUGCCAACCCGCGUGGCAAUAUAUACCUGUCCUUGAGAAAGUCCGUCACCCACCCGGACAUGUUACCAGUGAUUCCCAAUUUCUGGAAUUUGUACAUGAGGCCUACGCGCCACACGCGGUCAUAUGCUUGCUUGAGGUCAAAGAAAAUUGCCAACGAAUGAUUUUUCUUCUGAAGUUCAUUGGUCAUGGACUGAACAAGACGGAUCACCUGGUCCAUGGGCUGCCUACCCUUACGGAAGCCACCUUGCGUCGGUGGUAGGUGCUUAUUACUCUCCAAAAACCAGUAGAGUCGUCCAUUUACCAUUCGCUCGGCCACUUUUCCCACACAGGACGUUAGCGAUAUUGGUCUAAAGCUACUUGGUAAAUGGCCUGGUUUUCCUUCCUUUGGUACGGGAACCACUAUGGCCUGCUUCCACACUUUCGGUAGAAUACCUGUAGUCCAAGUUCGGUUAAUGAGAGCCAGCAGAAGUUCUCUCCCCAGUUUACCCAGGUGGGUUAACAUUUCAUUGUGAACUUUGUCUGGGCCUGGUGCUUUCGCCGGCAAGCACUUUUUGAGCGCGCUUUGCAAUUCUUCCAUUGUGAAGGGAACUGUGAAUAUCUCAGGGUGGGGUCCAGUACGCUGGAUACGAGCUCCCCUUUUCUUCAGACGGCGAAUUUCCUUAUGCUCUUGGGUCUCUUUUGACACUUUUGACUCAUUGUUCACUGCGGCAAAGUGAGCAUUGAGCACAUUGGCUCUUUCUUUGUCGCUCGCCACGACACCUUUGUCUGAUAGUAAUGGUUGCGGGUUUUUGGCCUUACCCGCACCAGAGAGACUUCCGAGCAGAUUCCACACCUUCCCACCGUCUAGAAGAUUGAGUUUUUCACACGUACUAACCCAUUUCGAUUUUUUCGCCUUUUGAACAGCUGCCCGGACUUCAGCCGUAAGGUGAUUGUAACCAGCACGAGCAGCCGGUGUUUUCUUUCUCGCGGCCUCUUUCCGAGCCUUUGCUCUUCGCUUCACGAGUUUUGCAAGCUCUUUGUUCCAAAAAGGCUUGUACGGUCGCUUCCCGGUCGUUCUCGGGAUCGUCACACGGGCGACCUCUAGGAGGGCGCCAUUAAACUUCUCGAAAGCAACAUCUAAGUCUGAGUCGGCUACGUCGACUGCAAUUAGUCCGAGCUUGGUCUCGCACUGACUUUGGAAAUUAUGCCAGUUGGCUCUGCGAAAGAGCCAGUGGCGUUUAUCGCACUUGGUUUUGGCCUGUCCCAAGUCAACCCUAACCAGUAUGGGCAAAUGGUCACUCCCAACGUCUUCAAGGACACAAAGAUUCUGAUGUCCCGCGAGAUCGGCGGACACGAGCGUCAGAUCUGGCCUAGACACCGUUCCGUGGCCGUAAUGAAGGAGUGUUGGCGCACUCUUCUCGUCCUGAAGCCUGAUAAGAUUGGUCUCGAGGCAGACCUCUUCCACGUGCUUACCAGAGCCGUUCCGCUCUGGAUAACCCCACAUGGGGGAUUUGGCAAUGAAGUCUCCUGCAAUUAUAGUCCGUUUAAAGAUCGUCUCCCCGCGGGUGGGGAUCGUGAUCACAUUGCUUGGAGAAUUGUAAAUGUUCGUCACGGCGAACGUUUUCCCACAUUUAGUGACUUUUACUGAUAGAGUGUCAGUAUUGUCGUAGCGCCUGCACUCAAUGAUCUCCACCGUGAGAUCAUUUCGAACCGCUGUGGUAAUGCCUUUGCAUCGCCCACACUUGCAAUGGUAUAGCGAGUAACCAGUGAUAUGAAACGGCUUCCCGUGAAGCAUUGUUUCUUGGAAGAGUCCUACAUCCACGCCGUGCUCGUGGAGUAGUUUGGUUACUUCGUGUGACUUUUGCCUGAUACCACACACAUUCAACUGGAGCACAACCAGGGAAUGUUUUUGGUGUCCCGUGCCACCUUUUCGAUCUCGAACAGUCGCUUGUUGGCCUCGCACGCGCCUGUCGAGCGUCACACGUGCGAGAGGGGACGCCUUCCCCGUGGGGACAUCCGCGGGGAGAGGGUGCAGUCCACGCACCACACCUGUAGCUUUACUCGGUCCCACCCAGUCUCCCAACAGUGGGUAUCGAGGGCCUUUUAAGGAAGCCGCGGUCGGAGGGGAAGGAUCGUGUCCAAGCCCCCCCCCCCCCNAUCUUCCCCCCCGUGAAGGGGGGCUUUGCGGCGCCCCCCCCCCCCCCUAGCUCAGUGGGUCUUCCAGUCUAGGACAGUGUGAUCUUUUGCUUCCGGAAGCAUGUCCGUACUAGUCUGCCACGCCACGAAGAGGCAGAUCACGUGCACACCACCUCGAGCAAAGUGGUGUGAGUUUCUCCCAGUCUAGCGCAAGCCAUCCUGAGGGAAACCUGGCAGACCGACUCUACUAACUGACUCAACGGCACUGAGUGGUCUAUACUCAACGGUAAUCUAUACCGACUGUACUAAGUUCUACUGUACUGAACUGUACUCAACUCAACUGUACUGACUUUAAAUCAACGCUACUAUCCUAGCUGUGCUAACUGUUACUAACUCAACUGUUAAUUACUGGCUAGAAAUGAAAAUAACGAAUCGACGCAUAAGACAUAGCUAAGAAUUAAAAUCACAUCACAUUAUUAAUAGUUAAUCAUAAUCUAACAGUAACUAUAAUCCUAAAAUUUCUUAAUAAAACUGCAACUCUACAGAAACAUGAAUAUGAAAAUUAACAAAACUAACCCAGCAAAUUAUGAAUAAACAAACUUCAUCAAAUAAUUAUGCCAAACUCUAUUGAAAAACUACAGGCGAAAUAGGGCGAUACAUUAUUGGGGGGUGCCUUUUAUACUGAGCAUAGGGACGCGUGCCCUGAAUCAUAGCGUCAGCGUGGGUACUCAGUGUGGGUACUCAGUGUGUGUACUCAGUGUGGGUACUCAGUGUGGGUACUCAGUGUGUGUACUCAGUGUGGGUAAUCAGUGUGGGUACUCAGUGUGUGUACUCAGUGUGGGUAAUCAGUGUGGGUACUCAGUGUGGGUACGCUUGACCAGAAUGAGUGCAUUGUUUAAAUGAAAUAGCAAAACGAGGUAUGUGGAAGCUUGAAUUAGAGAACAGGACAAAAAGAUUAGGACGUUUCACCAUAGAGCCUUCUUCAGCAGACAGGAAAAAUGUGCGCACUAUGCCGAAACGUCCUAAUCUUUUUGUCCUGUUUUCUAAUUCAAGCUUCCACAUACCUCGUUUUGCUAUUUCAUUUACUAGUCUUGAAUGCAGUCCUUUAAUUAGUAUAUGCAUUAUUAAAGCUAUGUCACGGUCAAGGUGACCUGGUUAAUUUCCAUUGUUCAUUGAGUCAUUGUUAUUGGUGUAAGGUCCAGUCUUAUUGUGUCACGUCACGUGGGGUAGCGAUGGAGUGCGUGUGAGUCAGCGGGUCUCACAAAGGUGAGGGCCAGCAGGUCUCAACACAUACGCUGAAUAGCAGGUCACUUAGUCUUGGCACGGAGAAGAACGGUGAGAUUUAACAGCUUGAUGUGAUACCUGGCGCACAACCGACUGGCUCAGCAGAUAUUCAAGAAAGAUAUAGAGAACGAAAGCAUCAAUGUUGGUGAAUGGGGUGGAUUUACCUUCGAAGACCCAUCCGCAGGGGUUGCAGAACCCACGCCACGGCUCUAUACUGUUGUGUUAGACUGAAUACUAUAGUAAGGACAAACAAAGGACUUUUAGACUUAAUACUCAAAUAAGGGAUUAUCUCAGGACUGUUAGACUUAAUACUCAAAUAAGGGAAAAGUGUAUGUGCACUUAAACCUAAUCUGCAAGAUAACCACAGGUUGAUCAAUAUAUAAUCAGCGGUCAAUACAAGGCGGUACCCCGGGGAUAAGUCCCGCCCAAGAGUUGUUGUUGUUUUUUUUUCGUUAGAGGCCUCGCCCUUUUAUAAAAAAUUAUCCUUUAAAAAAAUACAUCUUCUAUCGUUGUAUUUGAGAAAGGCAUUCAGCCCCUCUGGCCCCUGCACAUGUGGGUAAAAUAUGCUUGCAUGAACCCGUUUUCGAAAAUGACACAUAGCUUAAGUUUCUUCUUUGCAUAUUAGCCCACAGAUUCACACUCACUCCAUCACUCUGCCUCUUUCAACGCGUGCAACCUCUUUCAACAUAACUAACUUCUCCCAACACACCUACCAUCUCUCAACACAGCCAACCUCUCUCAACACACCCACCCUCUCUCAACACACCCAACCUCUCUCAACACACCCACCCUCUCUCAACACACCCACCCUCUCUCAACACACCCACACUCUCUCAACACACCCAACCUCUCUCUACACACCUAACCUCUCUCUACACACCCAACCUCUCUCAACACAUCCAACCUCUCUCAACACAAUCACCCUCUUUCUACACAACCACCCUCUUUCUACACACCUAUCUUCUUUUAAGUUUCUUAGAAGAUAAUAUUUAAACUCAAAUUAUCAUUGCAUAUUAUUUAUCUCAGUUAUUGAGUCCAUUCUAUACACUUCCAAUACCAUUCAUACGUAUAACAAACUUGUUGUGGGUGGAUUUGGGGUUAAUUUGCCUUUGAGAUGGCGUUAAAUAAUAAAGUGGCCUUUAGCGUCAUUUGAUCCCGGUCCUAGUCAAUGGAGCCAUCAACAACUAGCAAGUCUCUACUGCACGGCUCCGUGAUCAAUAUCCAGCUAUGUUGGAUGCACGACUAUUGCCACGGCUAAUGUAUGGGGUGUAAAGUGACAGGUUAGAACAGAAGCUGGCUAAUCCAUUUCCCAAAAAAGAGUGCAUUAAUAAUAUUUAUUUAUGUUUGUAAUUAUAAGCAAAGUUAAUGAGGCGAAUGCUUUUAAAGACUUGAGGAGUUUUGUUAAGUGUGGAGCACAGUAGAGACCAACCGAAUUUCGGCUUUGCCUUCGGUUUCAGUGCAUAAAGUUGCCAUUUGAUCAUUUUCGGCUUAAUUUCGGUUUCGAUCGAAACAGAAAUGUUUACCUUUGGUUUAAUUUCGGUCUCGGCCGAAAGUCAUCUGGCCGAAAGUAACUGAGGUUCUCAGUCAUCUAUCAGAAGUCAGACUGUCUGUCUCUAGGCCGACAAUCCGAUAUUCUUUAUUGCACGACGUCUUGCUGUCAUCGUAAGACUCAAAUUAGUCUAAUGGGACUCGGGUCCGAAUAGCGACGAUGCGUUUCCGGUUCCAUUUUGACUAUAGGGCUAUUUGGAUGUCAUUUGUGGUAGUUUAUUUUAGUUAAAGUGAAGAAGUAAAUUUACAAAAAUAUAUUCCUUUCAAUUAUCUUUCAAUUUGAUACCAAAUUUUGUCUUACAACCCUACAAUAUUUUUUAAAAUAUUUUUUUAAUAAACCCAAACUCUCACUUCUCGGACCCGGUUCUGAAUAGUCACAGCCAAUAUUUAUAUCAUUAUUUCUGAAUUUUUUAAUUUUUUUUUAAAUAAAAAUUUGGAACCCUAGGUUUAUUCAAUUCCUUCAUUUGUUAUAUUCAUUUGGAUUUAUCAUUAUCAUGCUCAUCGAUGUUGUCAUAGGCAAAGAUGAAUAAUAUUGAAUAAUCCUAGGGAAUGGUAAUAUUUCCAAUAUUAUUUUUGUUUUAUUUUUUUUUUAAAUAUUGAAAAAAUAAAGGAAACUUCGGCCUUUGUCAAACCAUUCAUUUCUUGAAGUCCAUCAAUAUCAUGCUCAUAAACAUUGUUAUUGACGAAAUAACACGCCUGUACAUGUAUCACGGGUUCCUAUUAUAAUUAUGUAGUAGGCUUACCGCACACCUGUUUACUUUUAUUAUAUUGGCGACCAAUUUAUCUGUCUUUUGCGAUUCUCCGUCGAGGCCCGGUAGAAGAGCCAUUUUAAGAGACACGGUUAAAAAAAAUUCAUCACUAAAAGGAGAGUGAUGGGGGUGGGGGGAGGUUGGUCUCCGAACUAAAUAAUUACGUCACCAGCACGGAAAGACUAGUGUGUUGUUACUAGGCUAAAUAUUAAUACAGUGAUAUCUUGCCGCUAUUCAUGAAAACAUAAAGCAUUCGUAUGACGAUAACCGCGAAACAUGGUGGUGACAUUUCUAUUGCCUUAAUAACUUAUAUUUAGGUGAACUGGCUCUAUUAGAGCCACAAUAAUUAUUGUAGGUAUAUGUUCUAAGUUGUAAUUAUAUUAUAAUUAUAGGUCCGUCUAACAUUCUUAUAUAAAGUGGUCACGGGGCUAGUGCCGGCCACUCCAGCUAACACGUAUCUAGCCCCGCAGAAGCCAGGUCACUUAAACAGAAACAAACGCUCAAUAGACACUGACUUCACCUCUGACAACUCCAUGAGCAGUUACAUCCGGAACAAUGAUAAAUGCUUCACUGUGCUCGGUGUAACACAGUCAUUCUUCCAACGAACAAUAAUUGCUUGGAACCAACUGGACAAUGCCGCCGUGGACUCGACAACCCGCUAAAAGCCGUUAAGAUAGCCUCAUCUUUUCCCAAACCGUUGCACAUAUGCCAGAUCAUGGAUGCAGCAACCCACCCUAUCAGAAUCAGAAUUUUAAAAAAGGGCUAUUUUAACUGAAUUUUGCCCCUCCCCCUUCCAAAUUUUCUCCUACCAUAGUACUUUAAAAAACAUUUUAAAGAAAUGUAAUUCAAACUCAAAUCAUCCGGGGACCGCGGAAGGUACAGUCUGAUUGCGACUGGGCAGCAUCAAGUAUUCAACAAAAAAUGCGAUUAAAAAUUCAAUAAAGUACAAGUGUUACAAUGUGCUCAACCUUUAACAACAAAUAAAGACAUUAAGGGUUCGCAAGAAAUAGGCUUCAUUUUCUUUUCUCAAUGUGCUCAACCUUUCUUAAUAACAAAUAAAAACAUUAAGGGUUGUCAAGAACUGGACUUCACUUUCUUCCUCCUACUCUUUUUUGCCAGAGUCCUGGCAGCGCUUCUUUUUACACAGCUGAGCAACAUGUGGCUUGAGUUAGGAAACGACUGAGACCCUCAGUAUAGCUUGUAGAUGCUCAACAGUAAGUUUUGCCCUGAAUAUUGACUUGUCGAAGUUCAUAGUGGAAAAGAGCAUUUCACACCGAUAGGUACUCCUAAAAAGUCUUGUGAUCCGCUUGAACAACCUGGAAAUCUCAGUGAAGGUAGAGGGCAAUGCUGUCAUAAAAUGUACAUGCUUGCCUAUUUUUCCAUUCACCUUCCUGAACAAGUUGGGGGUGGGGGUAUCUUCCACAUAGAAAGGGUCAGCAAAAAGCUGAAAAGUGUCAGUGUGCGUUUUGAAGUCUAAAAUAUGUGAUCAAAUUCUUCCUGUAGCUUUGCAAUGGCAUCAGUAUACUAAGUUACCUAAGUACUACUGAAUGGUGUGCCCAAAUCCAUAACUACCUUGCCUGUUGGGAAAUGGCUGAGGUUUCUCUAAAAACCAUAACACAAGUUUUAUGCAGAAUGCCCUGACAUUGUCAUAGGCGACACUGACAAGCUAACCCUGGUCUUGUAAAUUCUUGUUGAGUACAUUCAGCUCCUGUGCAAUGUCAACAAGAAAAGCCAAGUCCAUGAGCCAUUUGGGAUCACUUAGUACAGGAACAACCACCCCAUUCUUCUCCAUGAAGGCUUUAAAUGCUAAAACGUGUUCAAACAGUAGGCAGGAGUAGGUACUGUUUAUGACUUCUUGAUGCGAAUGAAUAAGUUAUUGUAGGGAGAAUGAAAUUUGAUUUUUUUAUCGUAGAAAGGGCCUUUUUGACUAACCCUAUUUGAACAGUGACCAAGCUGACAGGCUCGGGAUUUCCCUCAAUCGUAAACACUAGCGGCAUUUUUAAUAGGGAUUCUUUGAUACCGUAUCCGAUUGCUACGAUUUACACAAUUAUGGUUGUGCAUUACCCACCAACUGACUUUUUGAAACUUUUCUCAAAACCGCACUUUGGCCAUGUUUGUCUCAUAAAAUGCUAUAAAAUAAAAGCUUUUAGCCCGACUUUAAAAUUGUUCUUACCUUUAUAAUCAACCUUGUCCCACACAUUUCCUUAAACCUAAAACUGAUUGCAGUCUCUCUCUCUCUCUCCUCUUAUUAUCAUUCAACCAAAGAUUUCUGCGUCACAUUUUGUGAAUACGAUGGUGGGACAAAGUGCCCAACACAGAGGUUUUGCAAUUGCCAAAAUGUGAAGGAUGUUCUCCGCUUAUAGAAAGAGGAUCCUUCACUGUUUAGGCUAUUUAAGGAGAAUGUAGGGAGGUCGUAUUCUAAAGAAUCUACUGUAUUGGGAGUUUGCAGAAGGGGCAAGACUUAUUGGACAGCCGCGGCUGCAAUUUAAGGACCUUUGCAAAAGGAACAUAAUAGAAGUCAACGAAUUGAUGAGAUGAUCGCAGAUCACCGUUCCACUUGGCAAGCAGUGGUGGUUGAGUCAAACAAGUGGUAAGUCAAGGUUCUCCUGUGAAAAGUGCAGACGACACUGCCAGUCGAAAAAACGCCACAAUCAAGGUAUUAUGAGGGUGACUAAAAUUGUGUGACGAAGGGAUGGGCGGGGUAAAAAUAUGCCAAAAUAAUAUGACAUAAUUUUCAAUAGCCCCAUUUAUCAUACUGAUAGACAAGAGGGGAAGCCCUAUUCCUCUUUCUGGAUCUUCCAGUGCUUACACAAAGUCAACAGACAGCAGUAUCUGGGUUUCAAGCCGAGUCCAGAAAAAGAUUAAGAACUUUUGACUUUGCGAAUUCAACCCAGCAGGGUAUUGUGAGCAACUUAUGAAAAGUCAAAGGCUGACGAAAGAGAUCUCUAUAGAAAUCCCUAGACUCAUUCAUAAGUUAACCCCAGAAACAGCCCGCCAUCACCAUCGGCAGCCUGGUCAUUAUCAAAGAUAGAAUAUCUGCAGUUUACUCAUUGUCAAAAUGAAUAAGUGAGAACAGAUCCUUGUGGAAGAUGACUUACUUGGAUUCACAAUUCUCCACACCCUGAAUUGAGAAACUGAUUUGUUUUCUUUCCUAUUAAACUUGGCAAUGUUUUUCCCAGGGAAAACUUGGAGAGCUGCUCUUAUCCCUGUGUUAUCAGCCAAACAUCGGUCGUCUGACUGUUACCGUUAUGAAAGCCAAAGAUCUCAAAGCCAAGGAUAUAACAGGAUCUUCAGGUAAGAAAAAUUUGAUUGCAGGAGCAAAACUAAAAGAUUUGUUUAAUAUAAACUCUACAGGAGGUAAGAACAGAUGGUCAUGCGUGUAACAAAAAUGAAUAUAACUUUUCUAAUGUCUGAACUGCACUAAGAAUAUAUUUGGAGUGACAUCUGUUAUUCUCUGAUUUAAUAUAUGCUCCACACCUAUAUUACCACAUACCAUAUACAUUUGGCAGACCACUAUUCCAGACCAAGAUGACUGCUCACCUAUGCUAUGGGAAAUACACUAAAGUGAUAUCAAUCUACUUGCUGGCAGAAAAUAUUUCAGACAGUUUACUUACUGCAAAGUAUGAACUGCGAGCUCAUUGAGGCAAACCCUAACUAUGCUGCGUUGAGAACCCUCUAGUUCUAGUGCCCUUGCACUAAUCAACUUACUACAUAUAUCAUCAAAGAAAAUGUUCAAAUAUCCUUAUGUGUAAUAUCUGAAAGGAUCAUUUUGAUAGGGAACAGGCUAUACAGCUUCAAUGAAAACUUAAUCGCUCUUCCUUAUUUUUUCAAGGAUAGUAAAAUAUGCAAAGGAAAACGAAUCUAGAAAUCUGAAAUCUGAACGAACAAAAUACAGAUAAACCCAUUUAAAACAUUUUUUGAUAAUAUAGCUAAUACUGAGUCAAACUAUUUCAUAUGUUAAAAAUAGCAAGCGUAGUCUGAGAGCUUUCCAGAUUGAAAAAUUCGUGUAAGUAUUUAAGAACUAUUGCUUUUAGUUAGGGGACUGACAAUAAUUCUCUGAUACUGUACUACAGAUGUGUAUGAACUUAAAACCAGACACAAAACUCAUUGUCUUCAAAACUUAAUAUUUCCAUUUUCUCCAGGUUUCUGGCAACUGGGGUCAUGUGGUAGGUUUGACAUAACAAAAAACAACACUUUUUAAGCCCUUCGUUUGUUUGGUAAUUGGGAAAUAUACCUAUUUUUCAAAUUGGUCCUUCAAAAAAUAAGAAUUUACAAAACAAAUAAAACUAGGUGAUUUAAAACAUAUUUUAAACAGAUGUCAUUUUAAUCUUGUGUUUCUCAAAAUUAAAUAAUAUAAAAACUACAUUUACACAAACUGGGAUACCUGUUAUCUUUCCUUAUACUCCGAGACCUUUGCUAGGUAAAUUUCUGUAGUUUUCGUCUUUCCUUCUCUCCUUUUUCUCAUAUUUUUCUGCUUUUUUUAUUUGCUAUAUACACAGAACAGAUUAAACUCAGCUUGGUUAAGAGGUUUAAUUUUUACUUUAUUUAUUGUUUACUCUAACUUUGUAAUAAACUUAAAUUAGAUUUACUACAUCUUCUAACAUAUUAUUACAAACAUCAAAAACAUUAUGUAGGCCUACAGGACUAUAAGAUCAAUUUAAUUAAAAUUUCAGCUACAUCUUCAAUGUGUAGAACUUGGUCUGGACUGUUGAACAUUGUUUACCAUGCUGAAUUCUGGGUUUAUAAAGACAAAUUUUGCUGCAUAUUAUUUGAGAGAAAGUAUCAUUGGUUUUUUUUUUUGGUUGGGUUUUUUUUUUUUCAUUGCCAAGAUUUAAAGUAAAUGUUAAACAUUUAUUUAACAGUUCUUAAUUUUUAAAUUCUUAGACAACUCUUAAAAAUUGAGUUGCAGUUUAAAAUGAAUAUAGAGUGAAGUAUGUAAUGGGAUUUUUCUUAUUAUCAAUUAACCACUAUUUUUUGUGUUUGUGUUUUUUUUUAGAUCCUUAUGUCAAGAUUUGGCUCUCCUAUGGUACUACAAGGGUUGAAAAGAAAAAGACCAAUAUCAAGAUGCGAACAUUAAAUCCAAUCUACAACGAGUCCUUCAUUUUUGAUAUUCCAUGGGAGAAAAUAAGAGAGGCCAACCUGGAAGUGAGCUGCAUGGACUUUGAUAAGGUUGGACGCAAUGAGCUCAUUGGUCGCGUGGUUCUGGGAUGUAGGAGUGGACCAAUGGAAACGCGACAUUGGAAUGACAUGGUUGCAAAGCCACGGCAACAGGUGGCACAAUGGCAUUUGUUAAAAGAUUGAUAGACCAGCAAUGUCCAGUUUUAGCCAUUAGUUGUUUGAGCAUAUGUUGAUGAGUUAUUUUGUUGUGCAAAACAUUAGCAGUGUUCACAUGUACACACCUUGUUGAAAAUGAUUGUACACACAUCCACUGUUUUGUCUUUAUUGCUUGGGAGCUUGAGAUAAGAACUUCAAAACUUCUGAUAUAGAGAUUAGAAGUUGGAUUUCAACAUAAAUAUAACAUGAUGACAUGUUUCAACUUGAGACAAAUAUCAUGAAAUCUCAAAUAAAAGAACAUAUUUUAUUUACACAUUUUUCUUGUGAACUGUAG
Molecule: messenger RNA, 14728 nt
Organism: Lymnaea stagnalis (great pond snail)
Lineage: Eukaryota; Metazoa; Mollusca; Gastropoda; Lymnaeidae
Source: the annotation of a GenBank genome assembly